Debaryomyces hansenii CBS767 is the source of this 888-nucleotide messenger RNA. It is a transcript of the gene HAP31, whose product is annotated as Hap31p. Bases 1 to 888 code for a protein of 295 amino acids. The record is from RefSeq and is a predicted model, not a curated record. Gene Ontology annotation, molecular function: protein heterodimerization activity; RNA polymerase II cis-regulatory region sequence-specific DNA binding; DNA-binding transcription activator activity, RNA polymerase II-specific. Gene Ontology annotation, biological process: regulation of transcription by RNA polymerase II. Gene Ontology annotation, cellular component: nucleus; CCAAT-binding factor complex. Lineage: Eukaryota; Fungi; Ascomycota; Pichiomycetes; Serinales; Debaryomycetaceae. The transcript has a single exon.
AUGGACCCAAACAAUAUAAAUCCACACGAAGUGGAAUUAAGAGAGCAAGAUCGUUGGUUACCGAUAGCCAACGUAGCUCGUCUUAUGAAGAAUACGCUUCCCCAGACUGCCAAGGUUUCGAAAGAUGCAAAGGAAUGCAUGCAAGAAUGUGUCUCUGAAUUUAUUUCAUUUGUUACUAGUGAAGCGAGUGAUAAAUGCCUCAAAGAGAAGCGUAAAACGAUUAAUGGAGAAGACAUAUUGUACUCGAUGCAUGACUUGGGGUUUGAGAAUUAUGCAGAAGUGUUGAAGAUUUACUUGGCCAAGUAUAGGGAACAACAAGCGUUAAAGCAAGAACGGAAUGAAACUAAACCCUCGAAGAGACAACGGAAAGCUGCAUCUGUUACAGAACCUUUAUCACAUACCACUUCUAAUACUCAGGAUGAGCAUUCUCCGGCGGGGUCUUCGUUGCGGGAACACCUUCACGGACUCAAGCAGGAAGAUAUCGACAACCAUCAAUAUAUGGGGACACAGGAACCAAAUCUGCAUCAGAUCACCGGACAUGAGGCAAACAAUAAUGGAAUAUUAGGUUCGAACUCAUCCUCUGAUAGUUCAAUAGGAUCGCCCGAAUCAUUUUUCAAUCAUUACGAAUCAAAUGGACAAGAAAAUGAAGCGGGCAAUGGUGGUUUGAACGGACAUGAUAAGGAAAUAAAACAUGAAGAAAGGAAUACAGAUCCAAAUCAUAAAGAUGAAGGAUAUGGAUACGAAGAUUUUAUCAAUGAUCCUAAUGAAGAGCAAAUAGGACAUCACCAGCAUAUCGAUGAGUUAACGAAGCUUACUAAUGAAGAACCGGAUAUCGAUACUUUAACGGCUGGGAUCACAAAUGGCAAUUCGAAUAAUGCCUAUUUCUGA